Molecule: messenger RNA, 1213 nt
Organism: Meloidogyne enterolobii
Lineage: Eukaryota; Metazoa; Nematoda; Chromadorea; Rhabditida; Meloidogynidae
Source: the annotation of a GenBank genome assembly
AUGAACGAUUUAGUUAAUCAAUUUAAAAGUGCUGCAUUAGCUGUUGGUCAAUAUUUAACUCCAGUACUUAAAGAAUCUAAAUUUAAAGAAACUGGAGUUCUUACUCCCGAAGAAUUUGUUGCUGCUGGUGACCAUUUAGUUCAUUUAUGUCCAACUUGGUCUUGGGCAAAAGCUAGUGAUUCUAAUGGGAUUUGUACUUAUUUACCUGUUGACAAACAAUUUUUAAUUACCAAACAAGUGCCUUGUCAUCAAAGAUGUGCUCAAAUUAUGGGAUAUGAUGAGUCUAAAGAAAAGAUAAUCAAAGAGGAGUCUGCUGAAACUGGAGAUGACCAGGAUGAAUGGGUGGAUACUCAUCACUUUGACUUUGAAACAAAUUGUACUCCAAAAGAUCUAGAGGAAGCAGAAAAUAUUGAAAUUGCUCAGAAUCUAGAAGGAAACAAUUUAAAUGAAGAAGAAAAUUGUGAAGAAGAGGAGGAAGAAGGAGGGGAACCUAUUGAUUUAGAUGAAUAUUUAUCUAGUGGAUUAUUAGAAGAAGAAGACACAGCAAGAUUUGUUUUACAAAAUAAAUCAACUAAAGAAACAAAUGACGAUUCAUCUUCAAAUAAUUUAUUGAGAACGAGAAGAUAUGAUUUACAUAUAACUUAUGAUAAAUAUUACCAAGUUUUUGGCUAUGAUGAAAAUGGUUCUCCUUUGGCUGUGGAUAAAAUGAAGGAAGAUUUUUCUCAGGAGCAUGCAGACAAAACAAUUACUUUAGAAUCACAUCCACACAUUUCUGGUUUAACUUUAGCAACUAUCCAUCCAUGCAGACACGCACCUGUUAUGAAACGUUUAAUUGAACAAUUUCAGGAAAGUGGGAAAGAAUUGCUUGUUAUCGAUUAUUUGUUUGUUUUUCUAAAAUUUGUACAGGCUGUAAUUCCAACUGUUGAGUAUGACUACACUCGUUCUAUUCACUUUUGACUUGGAACUUAAAAAUAUUACGAAUUUAAUUGAUUCUUUUUUUCUUAUAUUUUGAUGAUUCUUAUAUUUUAUUAUAAAAAGACCCCUUCUUAAAUGUUUAGACUAUUUCGAUAUACCAUCACUUUUUAUAUAAAAUAUUCUCGUUAUUAUUUUACUUUAGUCAAUUACUGGGCUUUAUUCCACACCGGGGAUGGGACAACCUGGACCUUUUUCGAUCUGAAAUCCUACCCGAUUUUUCUAAACCCGUGAUAUAUCC